AUGGCCCAACCGAAAAAAAUCAAAUUAGGGGAUACAGAUUUUGAAAAAACCGUAAUGGCAUGGUACAACGAAUUAGAGGAGGAAACGGAGCCUGCUGUUGAUUUUAGCGACGACAGUUGGCCAGAUGACGAGGAAAAUAAUGAAGAAGAAUGUAUUAUAUCGGAACAUGAAUCAGAUCAAGAUAGUGACGAUAAACUUGAAGAAGAAGAAGUGAAGUGA
Messenger RNA from Acanthoscelides obtectus, 219 nucleotides. Lineage: Eukaryota; Metazoa; Arthropoda; Insecta; Coleoptera; Chrysomelidae. The record is from the annotation of a GenBank genome assembly.